Messenger RNA from Pediculus humanus corporis (human body louse), 489 nucleotides. RefSeq lists its product as uncharacterized. Lineage: Eukaryota; Metazoa; Arthropoda; Insecta; Psocodea; Pediculidae. The record is from RefSeq and is a predicted model, not a curated record. The coding region runs from base 1 to 489 and encodes 162 amino acids. The transcript has 5 exons.
AUGAGAAUCGACGUCGAACCUCCUGGUCCCGAAUUAGAAAAUCAAAACAAUGAACUUCAUAAAAAUAAAAUAUUUUGCGAGCCUGUGGAAAGUGAAAAUGAAAAUAAUCAAGAAUUUACUCAUCAACCUGCCGAACCGAAUAACGUUCAGUUAUUAAGCAUAGACGAUGCGAAAAAAAUAUUUAAUAAUACUUCAAACGAUUCGAUUUACGGAGAAGUUAACCAGGAAAAUUCACCUAAUACGAAUGAUUUUGGACCUUUUGGUACGGUCAUGACUUUUAUGAAAGGUGGAGAAUAUGGAGGAAAUGGACAAAAUCAUAUUUCUCAGGCUAAUGCAACCAACGGAGAAGAAUUAUAUUUGGUACCGGGUGAAGAAACUAAAAAUUCCGAAGACGAAGGUAUCAGAAUGACUCAAAAAUGUGAAAGGGAUAUCAGGAAAAAAAUGUUUACAUUUAAUAUUUUGAUAGUUACGGUUAUAAAAUUAAAUUAG